Molecule: messenger RNA, 1548 nt
Organism: Prunus avium (sweet cherry)
Lineage: Eukaryota; Viridiplantae; Streptophyta; Magnoliopsida; Rosales; Rosaceae
Product: vesicle-associated protein 2-2
Biological process (GO): endoplasmic reticulum membrane organization
Cellular component (GO): endoplasmic reticulum membrane; plasma membrane
Source: RefSeq, a predicted model, not a curated record
GUGGGUUUGCUUUGAGCUUUUGGCCCUCUGUUGGGUUUCAUUUUCUGUCACAAAAAUCUAUCUCCUCUGAUACCAUCUUGGGCAUUUGGGUCUAUUUGCUCUGUUGGGUGUUUGCUAAGAAAGAAAAUGGAAGAGAAAGCGGGUACAACCGUUCACAAUUGAGAGAGGGAGAGAGAGAGAGAGAGAGAAACACAGACCCACUGCAACCAACAACAACACAAUCCCCAAUUGCUUUCUUUGCUUUCACUUCUCUGCUUCGCCUUAACCUUCUUCAUAUAGUACUUCACAUCACCAACACACCAACCUUUCUGCCAUUCACAGACCCUCACAAUCUCUCUCUCUCUCUCUCUCCUUUCUUGGCUCUUUUCUUCAUCUGGGUUCUUCACAUCUGCCUGCGUUUUCUCAAGGUUUGACAAUGAUGAUGACCACAGAGCUUUUGGAUGUUCAACCCCGCGAACUCAAAUUCACAUUUGAGUUGAAGAAGCAAAGUUUAUGCUCGAUUCAACUUGGCAAUAAGUCUGAUCACUAUGUUGCUUUCAAGGUUAAAACCACUUCUCCAAAGAAAUACUGCGUGCGGCCUAACGCUGGCAUCAUAAAACCCAAGGCAUCAUGUGAUUUCACAGUUACUAUGCAAGCUCAGCGUGUCGUGCCACCUGAUUUGCAGUGCAAAGACAAGUUCCUUAUCCUGAGCACAGUUAUUCCAUUUGGGACAACUGAAGAGGAAAUUACAUCUGACAUGUUCUCAAAAGAUAGUGGCAAAUACAUUGAAGAGAAGAAACUAAGAGUGGUGCUCAUCAGCCCACCCUCUUCCCCAGUAUUUGUACCAAUUAAUGGAGAGUCAAAGCAAGAUCCAUGUUAUGAAAAUUCAGUGAAAAAGGAUAGAGUUCUGAGUGGAGUUGAAAACAUACCCCCGCCUCAUGGGGUUGCUGAGGAUGUUGAGGGGUUUGAAACUUAUAAGGACAUGGAUGAGUCAAGAGCAGUUAAGGAUGUCGAGGAAUUGAAACCAGCUAAGGAUGUGGUGGAAUUGAAACCAGCUAACGUUGUGGAGGAAUUGAAACCAGCUAAGGAUGGUGUUGCGUUGAAUUUAACAAAGGAUUUUGAGGAAUUGAAAUUGAAGCUAAAUACAGUGGAUUCAAAGCUAAAAGAGGCUGAUCUUACCAUCAUGAAGCUAACAGAAGAGAGAAGCAUGACCACUCGCGAGAAGAAUAUGCUUAAACAUGAAUUGGAGUUGCUGAGGAGGAAGAACAAUGUCAAAAGGAUUAUGGUUGGCUUCCCUCUCUUUUAUGUUUGUAUGGUUGCUCUCAUCAGUCUAGCAAUCGGAUACUAUAUCCAUCCGUAGAGAAAAAAAUUAUGGCCCAGAUAUUAGACAGUAAAACAAAGCUGUGUCUCCUUCGUGGCUAAUUUGGAAGGAUCUAUCUGCUUGCAUGUUUCUGACACCAGAGAUGUUCUUCAGUCUGAUGUGUAAAAUAUGGACCCAUCUGAAUUCUGCAUGUACGAGCUGAUCUCUCAAAUAAAGUUUUAUAAAGGAAUGUCAUUUUGUUGAUGCCA